AUGGUCAACUCCUGUUGUGGCUCUGUGUGCUCUGACCAGGGCUGUGGCCUAGAGAACUGCUGCCGCCCCAGCUGCUGCCAGACCACCUGCUGCAGGACCACCUGCUGCCGCCCCAGCUGCUGUGUGUCCAGCUGCUGCAGACCCCAGUGCUGCCAGACCACCUGCUGCAGGACCACCUGCUGCCGCCCCAGCUGCUGUGUGUCCAGCUGCUGCAGACCCCAGUGCUGCCAGACCACCUGCUGCAGGACAACCUGCUGCCGCCCCAGCUGCUGUGUGUCCAGCUGCUGCAGACCCCAGUGCUGCCAGUCUGUGUGCUGCCGGCCCACCUGCUGCAGACCCCAGUGCUGCCAGACCACCUGCUGCAGGACAACCUGCUGCCGCCCCAGCUGCUGUGUGUCCAGCUGCUGCAGACCCCAGUGUUGCCAGUCUGUGUGCUGCCAGCCCACAUGUUGCAGACCACAGUGCUGCCAGACUACGUGCUAUAGGACCACCUGCUGCCGCCCCAGCUGCUGCAGGCCCCAGUGCUGCCAGUCUGUGUGCUGCCAGCCCACCUGCUGCCACCCCAGCUACUGUGUGUCCAGCUGCUGCAGACCCCAGUGCUGCCAGACCACCUGCUGCAGGACCACCUGCUGCAGGACCACCUGCAGCCGCCCCAGCUGCUGUGUGUCCAGCUGUUACUGGCCCCACUGCUACCAGUCUUCCAGCAGUAUCUCUAGCAGCAGUAGCUCCUCCUGCUGUGACUUCAGCUGCCGCAGGCCCUCCUGCUGCAUCUCCAGUUGCUGCCACCCCAGCUGCUACCAGACCACCUGCUGCAGAACCCAGUGUUUCAACCCAACUGCUGUGUGUCCAGUUGCUGUCGCCCCAACUGCUGCCAGACAACGUGCUGCCGCCCAACCUGCUCUAGUGCUUCUUGCUGCCAAGGCUGUCAUCUGGACUCACCCGAUUCUCAUCAACCAGCAUUCUUGA
Symphalangus syndactylus (siamang) is the source of this 966-nucleotide messenger RNA. Its product is annotated as keratin-associated protein 4-4-like. Lineage: Eukaryota; Metazoa; Chordata; Mammalia; Primates; Hylobatidae. Gene Ontology annotation, cellular component: keratin filament. The record is from RefSeq and is a predicted model, not a curated record.